CGCAAGGAGAGAGUGAGGAAACCUUACCUAGAAGAUCAGUAUGUAAACAGAUUUUUGUUACAAGCUGCUCUGGUUGAAGUUGCUGCCGAGGUACCUAUCCCUUGCAUAUUUCAUACCCAUUUGGACUAUAGUUUGGAACUUUCUGAAAGUUCAGAUCAUUUUAUGAUUGAAGAAAUUCAACAGUUGAGAGGAAAAGAUGCUGGAACCACAGGAGGAUGGCUUGAUUGGACUGUCAGCUUAUGAGCACGUAGAAGAUGAAACUUUUCCUCCUUUCCCACCUCCAGCAUCUCCAGAGAGAGAAGAUGGUGAAGGAGCUGAACCUGAUGAUGAGUCAGGAAGAGCGGCACCUAUUCCUGUACCUCCAAAGAGAACAGUUAAAAGGAAUAUACCCAAGCUGGAUGCCCAGAGAUUAACUUCUGAGAGAGGGCUUCCAGCAUUAAGGCAUGUGUUUGAUAAGGCAAAAUUCAAAGGUAAAGGUCAUGAGGCUGAAGACUUGAAGACACUAAUCAGACACAUGGAGCACUGGGCACACAGGCUAUUCCCUAAACUGCAGUUUGAGGAUUUUAUCGACAGAGUUGAAUACCUGGGAAAUAAAAAGGAAGUUCAGACCUGUUUAAAACGAAUUCGACUUGAUCUCCCUAUUUUACAUGAAGAUUUUAUUAGCAAUAAUGAUGAAGCAGGGGAAAAUAAUGACCAUGAUGUAACUGCUGCUGAAUUAGAACCCUUUUUGACAAACUCAUCUGAAAAUGUGAAUUUUGCUUCUGAGUCAAGUAAAAGUCUAACCGAAGAGCAACAACAAAGAAUUGAGAGAAAUAAACAACUGGCCUUGGAAAGAAGGCAGGCAAAGCUAUUGAGUAAUAGUCAGUCCCUUGAAAAUGAUUUAUUAAUGAACACAUCCAGGGCACAGACAGUUGAAGAUCUUAAAAUAGGUGAGGAUCAAAAUGAGGAGGAGUCAGAUGGAUUUAACAAAGACAUUCUAGAUAAUACACAUAAUGAUGGUGCUGCCAAUAUAGUAAAUGAAGAAGAGGAAUUAAAAAUAGAGAAAACUCAACUGGACCAGUCCUUUUAAAAUUAAAAUUGUACAGCAGUAACUUUAUGCUUCCUCCAGAAAUGUUGGAUAGGCCUCAACCAAGAGAAAAUUAACUUGAUAUCCUCCAAGUCUAAGAUUACUAUGUAUUUUGUAUACUUUGAGUAAAAUCCUUAUGUAGUAAAACCUAUAUGGAUACCUGUUUAAAAUCUGGUAUUAUUUAUAAUUAUACUUGUUUCUUUAUUAACUUUA
Messenger RNA from Phyllostomus discolor (pale spear-nosed bat), 1279 nucleotides. RefSeq names its product TIMELESS interacting protein (gene TIPIN). Gene Ontology annotation, cellular component: nucleus; replication fork protection complex. Bases 197 to 1069 code for a protein of 290 amino acids. Gene Ontology annotation, molecular function: DNA binding. The record is from RefSeq and is a predicted model, not a curated record. Lineage: Eukaryota; Metazoa; Chordata; Mammalia; Chiroptera; Phyllostomidae. Gene Ontology annotation, biological process: replication fork processing; DNA replication checkpoint signaling; replication fork arrest. The transcript has 9 exons.